AUGAAGAGUUGUGAUUUAUGUUAAAUGGGUUCAAGAAGAAAGAUGAAAGUCUACUUAUAGGAGAAAUACUUUGAAGCAUUUAAUUUCUACUUUGCAAAACCAAUAAAUGAAAUUAUAGCUUAGAUACCUCACGCCCCGCAUGUAAUAUAUUAUAAGGAUUAUGUAAUGUUAGAUGAACGGAUGGAAUAUAUGAAAAGGUAUAUGGUGUUGGUAAUGUUAUAUUACAAGAUUCUACAGCUAAGACGAAGUUAAGCCACGUAUAGACAUACUUACAGAGUUCUACAUUUAGAAUUAUAAGCAUAUGCAUCCAAAUUUGAGUGCUACAGAUGCUCAUAAAAUUAUGAAUAAGAGAAACAAUCGAUAUGAUAAAUUGUUUUAUUAGAAAGAUUAUGAAUAGACUCAAUAACAAGUUAUUAGUCGACAGGUGUUAAAUUCAAAAUUGACAGAUAAUAUUAGUUUCGAAACUCAAGAACAUGAUAUAUAUGAAGAAGGAACCCAAGAACCAAUUAAACAAGGUUUUGAUUUAAAGGGAUUAUAAAUCAUCAGAAAUCUUUAACAAUUGAAUCAAUCUGAACAAUCUGAUAUUAGUCUAAAAGAUUGCAUUAUAUAAGUGAAUCAAAUAUAUUCAAAACAUAAGAAAUAAUCAACAUAUUCUAAAAGUAUUAAACGAAAAUAAGCAGAAAGCAAUAAGAAAGGUAUAAUGAGAUCUUUUAUAAUUAUAGGAAAUAAUUCUAAAAGUGAAUCUAAAAUAUCUUCCAAUAUAAAAUAAUAAAUAAAAGAAGAACCUUUAGAAUUAGGAAAUGCUAUUGAAUAAUUCAAUGACAUUGAUGCUAAACCUAAACUAACAAGAAUGUAGAGUGAUUCAUAAACGAUAUAGAGAAUGCUAAAAGAGUAUCAAAAAAUGAAAUAAUUGAGAAAUGCAGUUUCAUCCGAUUUGCUUCCCAUGAGUACUUCUGUUUAAGGAUUUUAAGGUUAAUAAAAAAGUAUUAGAUAAGAUCAUAAUAAUAAUAAUGGAAGUAUGCAUAGUAGUACCUCAACUAAACAAGAAGCUCUAAAAAAAGUUUAUUAACCUUUGCCCAAAAAAAUUACAUAUAAUUAAAUUGAUAAAAUAGCCAAAGGAGGUUGUUUAACUGAUAGAACUUUCAAAAAACCUCCUCCAAUCUCUGAAGAUCUUAUGCUUAAGAUUCAUGAUUAAAUCAAAGGAUUAAAUACUGUUGAAAGUAAAUAAAAAGUUGAAUUUAAAUAUAUGAUACCAUCAUAGUAUAAUUCAUAAUAAAAUCAAAAAUUAUUAAGUACCAAAGCUAAAUCAUCCAAUUCUAAAAAAAUUAUUAGUGAAUUAGGUACUAAAUCAUAACAUAUUAAUAAAUAAACCACAUAAAAAACAGAUGAAAUUGUUAAAAAAUAUAUUCAAUUUGCUUAAUAAACGAUGAAGAAAAAAUUUGAUUUUAAAUUAAAUUUACAAGGAAUGAAUGAAGAUCCUUAAGAAGAAGAAGUUUGUAAUAUAUUUAUGAUUAAACUUUUAAGCCAGCAAACGUAAUAAUUUCUUUACAGAAAGACAUAGCCAAGUCUAAGAUAGAGAACAAUUUAAUUCUCAUAGAAAAAUCUUAUAAAAAUGA
Messenger RNA from Paramecium sonneborni, 1616 nucleotides. The record is from the annotation of a GenBank genome assembly. NCBI's taxonomy places the organism in Eukaryota, Ciliophora, Oligohymenophorea, Peniculida, Parameciidae.